CUUUUAUGGCUGAUCGCCCUUCUCGCACACAUUCACUUCCUUGUGUUCAACCGCAAUUCUUGUGCAGCCAUAAUGGCCAAACAGAAAUCCAUCAAGCCCAAGACUGCGACUAGGACCUCCUUCAAGUAUCCGUUUCUCCAUAAAGCUGUAUCAAAUGCCGUGUCUAAUGAUCUUCCCUCGACGUGGUUCAACAAGAAUGGCAGCAAGGAAAGCCCCAACAACGAAUACUCAACCAACGUGAUGGGUAAAUUCAAAUGCGAUAACACGAGCUGUCCCAACAUCACAUGGACGAGCAAGAAGGUGGCAAUCGUGAUCAAAGGAUACCACGGAAACGGGUAUGACGCUGUUGUGUUCAACCAGCGCUGCAUGUCCUGCAAGGAGCUCGGCAGUUUUACUCUCGAUAAGCAAUCUUAUGUUGAACGAAUCGCAUACCGGCUUAAGAGGUGGGCGGGCGUAGAGAUGGAGCAGCCGUUCUACGCUGGAAAAGAAGGUCCCCCACAUCAGAUAGAUCUCUGUGAGGGUUGCAAGCGGGGUUACUGUCAGAGGCGAAAUGAUUUCGGGUUCUAACGUUACUUUGGCGGGUUGAGAAUGGGAAUCUUUUGAGGUUAGAUGGUAUUAAUUGAGUAUCCAGGGAAAUGAAGUUUCCGGGAUUGUUAAGCUCCUUGCCACUGGAUCAAUCGCAUUGCAGCCAAGUAGGUAAUUAAUGUAACCAGCUGUGCACGGCCGAAGCGUGUGAGAAACCAACUGACCGACUUGCCUGCAUUGUUGCGGUCGGGGAUGGCGAGAC
Molecule: messenger RNA, 787 nt
Organism: Colletotrichum phormii
Lineage: Eukaryota; Fungi; Ascomycota; Sordariomycetes; Glomerellales; Glomerellaceae
Product: zinc-binding domain-containing protein
Exons: 1
Coding region: 73-567 (164 amino acids)
Source: RefSeq, a predicted model, not a curated record